AGUGGACGCUCUCAGAGACAGAGACAGACUGAAUCCUGCAGACCUGCCUCAGGAGCGCACGCUCCAGCCACAAGAUGCGCGCUGUGAGCCCCAGCUUGGGAGGAGCUUCGGGUUUUCCACCCGCGUUUCCACGCCAGUCUUGAGUGAAGACUCGCUCGCCAAAGGAGAUACAGGGCCAAAAGGAGCCAGCACAGCUUCUUCCCAGUAAAAUGAGCCCACCAGACACAUCCAACAGCACAGAAGAGGAAGGGGAGGCUGGUGGAACCGAUUCCCUGGCUCUGCUUAAUGACAGCAUGGGUGUACACCCACCUGGUUUCCACACUGACAUCACCAAGCACCUUGGCGUUCAGAUCACGCUGAUAACGGCGUAUUCGCUAAUCAUUCUGCUGGGGCUGCUGGGCAAUGCUCUCGUCAUCUACAUGAUUAUUCACUACAAAAACAUGCGAACAGUGACCAACUUCUUCAUAGCGAACCUGGCCCUUGCGGACCUCUUGGUGAACACUCUGUGCCUGCCUUUCACUCUGGUCUACACUCUGUUAGAUGAGUGGAAGUUUGGGGCUGUGUUGUGCCACAUGGUGCCCUUUGCCCAGGCCCUCAGUGUGCACGUGUCCAUCCUUACCAUGACUGUCAUUGCUUUGGAGCGUUACCGCUGCAUCGUUUUCCACCUCAAUCGGCGGCUCACGUGGCAUUCCAGCUUCCUCAUCAUGGCCUUCACCUGGACUAUGUCUGCUGUCUUGGCUGCACCCUUGGCCAUCUUCAGAGAGUACCGCAACGAAGAGAUACCUUCCAUCAACCUGCGUAUUGCUGUCUGCUCUGAGAAGUGGCCCCAUGGCACCAGCAGGGAUGGAGUCAUUUACAGCCUCUCAAUGCUGCUCCUACAGUACAUUAUCCCUUUAGCCGUCAUUAGCUAUGCCUACAUCUGCAUCUGGGUCAAACUGAAGAAUCAUAUCAGUCCAUCCAGUCGCAAUGACAGCAUCAACCGCCGCAAAAAGACCACCAAGAUGUUGGCGCUGGUGGUGGUGGUGUUUGUCAUCUGCUGGCUGCCCUUCCAUGUGUUUCAGUUGGCCAGUGAUCUGGACCUGGUUCUCAGGUUCAAGGAGUACAAACUGAUAUACACGCUGUUCCACAUCGUGGCUAUGUGCUCCACAUUUAUCAACCCUCUUCUGUAUGGGUGGAUGAAUAAAAAUUACCGUAACGGCUUCCUUAUGGUCUUCCGUUGUGAGGAUAAGCCGGACACUUUCCACCCAGAGGGUUCGUUCCGGACACGUUCCAUAAGAGGGAUGACUCUGAAUGGCCGUAAUGGUGGGCACCCUCCAACUGCUGUAUGAGAGGAACACCUUUUUUUUUUUUUGUACUGUAUAAUAUUGUUGAACACACUGAAUACACCGUUGUUUCGUGUUGCUUGUGGUUCAAAAGUAGCCUUUUGACUCGAAUGGUGUGGUCUUACAUAUCUUGGUCUCUGAGGGCUUUGCAUGUAAAUCGCCUUAUGUAACAGUCUUUACUUUGUGAAUGACACUAGUGAAAAUACAUUCGUCAAACCUAUUGAAAUUUGUGUUGAAAAAUGUUUACUCAGAUGUUAAGUAACUCGGUACAAUGUAUAAUGUGUUUUGUUUGUAAGUAAUGUCCAAAUAAUAACGUUCUCAGCUGCAUAUGCAUUGCCUGUCUGGGGCUUUUCGGUGUGUUUACACUUACACUUCUAUGGUCAAAUGGUGAAACAUUUGAUCGAGCUUAAACCAAUUAUUUUUUCAGUAAUUACAGUGUUCUAGCUGAAUUGUGCAUUUAAGGAAUCCAGAGCCGGCUACUGCUGAUUUUCUGUCCCGCCAGGAAGUUAAUUGUGUUCACCUGGCAACAAGCCGUUCCCGAUCAGAUGGACCAGCAGGACUCUGUGUCCAAAGGAAUGUGAUUGAAAAGCGGUGAACCGUGUGAAGUGAGAGCAACAAGUUCUUGAUGUCUUCAUUAGAGAAUGGGAUCAGGCACUGGGUAGGGUGUUUUGGAAGAAGUUAAAACAUGCAACGUUUUAUUUAUUACACUUUACUGAUGGACUGUAUUUUUUGGUGGCGUUUGUGACAGGGGAAACAUGAACAUUAGUUUGACAUUGAGGAAAAAUGAUGCCUCCAUGUGAAUGAAUAGUAAAAUAUCUGAUAAAUUAUGUCUGGGUGCAGUAUAUCAUUGAAAGUCACGGCAUGCUACAAAAACUGCUGUUGUGGUAAAAAAAAUAAAACUUAUGGAAAAUCUGUAGCUGGGAAACAGCCAAACCAAAGACAAAAGGUGCAUUUAAAAAAGAAAGAAAGAAAAAAGACUAAAUCAAGUCCUAUAAUCAAAGUUUCAGACGUGAUUUUAAACAAACACCACAACAGUCUAAAUAACAUUCAGUAAAGUAUUUAUUGGAGACAAAUGUGGCCUAUACAGUGUGAUUUAUUCUCCAGCAGACAGAAUAUAUAUGGUGUUUUGUGCUGCGUGUUUCUCUUGACACCCACAUUAUUGAUUGCAUAGCUUAGCCUAUACUCCUUUUUAUGUGCUGCAGAUUAUUAUAACAGCUCUGAGCCUUUAGCAGGACGACCAGCAGAGGCAUAUUAUACUUAGUUCCACGGCAUUUAGGCCCAUUAGGUGUUAGAGCUAAUGUGUAAGGAUUUUGCCACAUACUGGAGAUGCUUUCAGGGUUGAUUUUAGCUGUGCAGAACAAAUGAUGCAUCUGUUCUCUGCUACAGUGUGCUCAAGGCGAUAUGUGAUUACCAUGGUCUCCAAAAUUACCAUGGAUAUGUUUCUUUUCUUUUUGUGUUUGAUUUACCUUUGUCUUGUAGAAAAAUUUACAAUUUUCUAGGUGGUGCACUUUUAUGUAAUCAAAUAUUUAUUUGUUUUCACAAUAUACGACCCAAAUACGAUUAUUGUGGCAAUUCACUCCUUCCCAUAACAGAUAAACAGAUCCCCUGAAGUCCCCCAAUGACAGUCAACCUCAAAAGAACAAUAUUUUAUUUUUUUUGAUGGGGGGGGAGCAAAAUAACAAAUUAAUAAAUACAUUUGCUAAUUUUUUUUCACAGCCUUGUUUAAUUAUCAGAAUAUAAAUUGCGAGGUUGAUAGUUUGCCAUCUUGAAAAAGUGGAAACCACUGCUCUUUAUGUGCAUGUUGUACUGUCACAUAGUGACCUCUAGUGUUCAAAGUGUAUAGUUUUUGUUCUUUUCAAGAAUCAAGAAGAAUCAUGAAUUUUAAUGGUCAUUAUGAGGAAAGUUUUGCAGUGACUCCCGGCUUAAAGGCACACAAUAAAAUAACAAAAAUAACAAAACACACUUAAAUAAGGCACAACGAAAUGUAAAACACAA
Molecule: messenger RNA, 3317 nt
Organism: Solea solea (common sole)
Lineage: Eukaryota; Metazoa; Chordata; Actinopteri; Pleuronectiformes; Soleidae
Gene: npy7r
Product: neuropeptide Y receptor Y7
Exons: 2
Coding region: 210-1328 (372 amino acids)
Biological process (GO): G protein-coupled receptor signaling pathway
Cellular component (GO): membrane
Molecular function (GO): neuropeptide Y receptor activity
Source: RefSeq, a predicted model, not a curated record